This is a messenger RNA of Rhinolophus ferrumequinum (greater horseshoe bat), 4079 nucleotides long. RefSeq names its product cytochrome P450 4F3-like. The transcript has 13 exons. Gene Ontology annotation, molecular function: heme binding; monooxygenase activity; iron ion binding. The coding region runs from base 96 to 1685 and encodes 529 amino acids. NCBI's taxonomy places the organism in Eukaryota, Metazoa, Chordata, Mammalia, Chiroptera, Rhinolophidae. The record is from RefSeq and is a predicted model, not a curated record.
GGCUGGAGCUGGUGGGGCUGAGGGUCCUGGUUCAGGACGGGGAGGGGCACUGCCCAAGGCAGGGGUGUCUCCAGGGAGUAAGAGUGGCCCAGGAGAUGGUGAUUUCCUGGAUGCUGCAGCUGAGCCUGUCCUGGCUGGGCCUGGGGCCGCUGGCAGUCUCCCCAUGGCAGCUCCUGCUACUGGUGGGGGCCUCCUGGCUCCUGGCCCGCUUCCUGGCCUGGACAUACACCUUCUAUGACAACUGCUGCCGCCUCCGAUGUUUCCCGCAGCCCCCAAAGCGGAACUGGUUUUGGGGUCACCUGGGCAUGGUGACGAUCAAUGAGGAGGGCUUACGUCUGUUGGAGCAUCUGGGCCGCCACUUCCUUGAUGUCCAACUCUGGUGGAUUGGGCCCUUCUAUCCUGUCCUGCGGCUCGUCCACCCUAAGUUUGUUGCCCCCGUGCUCCAGGCCUCAGCUACCAUUGCACCCAAGGACAUGUUUUUGUACAACUUCAUAAAGCCCUGGCUGGGGGACGGGCUCCUGCUAAGUGCUGGUGACAAGUGGAGGCACCACCGCCACAUGCUGACGCCCGCCUUCCACUUUGAAAUCUUGAAGCCUUAUAUGAAGAUUUUCAACAAGAGUGCAGACAUCAUGCAUGCCAAGUGGCAACGCCUGGCCUCAGAGGGCAGCGCCUGUCUGGACAUGUUUGAACACAUCAGCCUCAUGACCCUGGACAGUCUGCAGAAAUGCGUCUUCAGUUUCGACAGCAAUUGCCAGGAGAAUGCUAGUGAAUAUAUUGCUGCCAUCUUGGAGCUCAGUGCCCUCAUGACUAAACGGGUCCAGCAGAUCUUCCUGUACAUGGAUUUUCUAUACCACCUCACUCUUGAUGGGUGGCGCUUCCGUAGGGCUUGUAGACUUGUGCAUGACUUCACAGAUGCCGUCAUCCAGGAGCGGCGUCGCACUCUCCUUAGUCAGGGUUCCCAUGACUUCCUCAAGGCCAAGGCAAAGACCAAGACUUUGGACUUCAUUGAUGUGCUCCUGCUGGCCAAGGAUGAAGAUGGGAAGAAACUGUCAGAUGAGGACAUUCGAGCUGAGGCUGACACCUUCAUGUUUGAGGGCCAUGACACCACGGCCAGCGGCCUCUCCUGGGUCCUGUACAACCUCGCGAAACACCCAGAAUACCAGGAGCGCUGCCGGCAGGAGGUGCAGGAGCUCCUGAGGGACCGCGAGCCUAAAGAGAUUGAAUGGGACGACCUGACCCAGUUGCCCUUCAUGACCAUGUGCAUCAAGGAGAGUCUGCGCUUGCACCCCCCGGUGACGGUCAUCUCCCGCCGCUGUACCCAGGACAUUAGGCUCCCUGAUGGCCGGGUCAUCCCCAAAGGGAACACCUGUAUCAUCAGCAUCUUUGGGGUUCACCACAACCCGUCUGUCUGGCCAAACCCUGAGGUGUACAACCCCUUCCGCUUUGACCCAGAAACCUCCCAGAAGAGAUCACCUCUGGCUUUUAUUCCUUUUUCAGCGGGGCCCAGGAACUGCAUCGGGCAGACCUUCGCCAUGACCGAGAUGAAGGUGGUCCUGGCGCUCACCCUGCUGCGCUUCCGCGUCCUGCCGGAUGCGGCGGAGCCGCGCAGGAAGCCGGAGCUGAUCCUGCGGGCGGAGGGCGGGCUUUGGCUGCGGGUGGAGCCGCUGAGCGCCGGCCCUCAGUGACCCUCGGCUGCCGGCCCUGCGACCCACCCUGACCUAACUACCUCCCUUUGCAGGUUCCCGGGGAAAAAGAAAGUGUGCUGUAACCUCUGUCCCAGCUUCCCCAGGAGGCAGCAGGGUUUGCUUGGGGCCUGCGGGCCCGAGGGAGUGCGCGUGGUGGACGUGGGGUCUGGUGUUUCUGAGCCCUAGACCCUGACUGCCUUUCCUGCUGACCACCGGGGCGCCCACUUUGAUUUCAGGUUCUCGCAGAGCCCAAGCAUGGAUUUUAUCCUGCGGGCAAUGGGGAACCAUGGGAGAUGUUUGAGCAGGAGAGGGACCAAAUGGUGGCUAUUUGGGAAACAAUCCAAAUAUCCGUUAGCACAGGAAUGGAUAAACAGAAUGUGGUAUAUCCACAACAGGGAAUAUUACUGGGUCAUAAAAAGGAAUGAGGCAGGGAUACAUGUUACAACGUGGAUGAUCUUUGAAAACAUUGUUAAGUGAAAGAAGCCAGUCAACAAGGUCACAUAUUAUAUGAUUCCAUUUAUGGGAAAUGUUCAUAACAGGCAAAUCCACAGAGACUGAAAGCAGUCUGGUGGUUGUCAGGGGCUGGGGGAGGGAGAUGGGGAGUGAGAGCUAAUGGAGACGGGGGUUUCCUUUUUGGGUGAUGAAAAUGUCUUGGAACUAGACAGAGGUGGUGGUUGUAUGACACUGUGAAUGUACUGAGUUAUACACUUUAUAAUAGUUAAAAUGGUACCUUUUAUGUUAUGUGCAUUUUGCCUCAAACAAAAAGGCUAUUUUAUUAUGCAUAUCUUUAUUAAUCUGGGUUUUUCAUAUAAUAAUAUGUUGUGAACAUCUUUCCAUGCCAUUAACUCAUCUUUCCAUGAUACAAAAACGUCAUUUUGGGGUCUUUAAAAUCCUUAAAUGUUAAGUAUUAAAGCCACUCUAUUUUUUUAAUGACAUUAUGUUAGAAAAUAAUUUAAAAGUUUGUCUCACUUUGUGCUUUCUCUUCAUGUACAUUGAUGGUUGGAGAUACCGCUAUCAAUUACACAUUGAGUUACUCUUAAUGAAAUAACAUUUGGUGUAGAAAUUUUAUUUUUAUAGCAAUAGAUACACAUACAUUCAUGUAAGAUAUGGGUGUGGUUAAACACCUUUCAUAGAACAUGUAUGGCCUGGAAACUUCACAGACACUGAGAUUUUUGGUCCUAUUAAUAGAGGUAGACCACUGAGACGGGAGUAGGUGACACUUCAGGUCCCCGAGGUAAACACUCUCACACUGGUCUUGUGGAUCCAAGAGAUUAACUCACUUGCUCAAGGUCACUCUGUUGGUGAGUGGUGGAGUUGGGUGAAUUUGGCCAGCUUGGCUUCAGAGAUACACGUUAACCUACAAAGGAUGUGAUUUUCAAGGUGUGUCUCAGCCCUAGGCAUAUCUGAUCACUUGGGGAACCACUGGAGGCUCACUAGAUGAGACAGACAGGUGGUACCUACAUUUUUAAAUGUCAUAUUUUUGACAAGGGAUACACUCACUCAUGAAAAAAAGUAAAAUGCACAGUGAAAAAUAUUUGUUCUCCAUAUGUCCUUUGUUUGCCCAGCUUCUUCUUUAGGUAAACACCUUUGCUUUUUGUAUAUCAUUACAUAGUGUAUUUAUGCCAAUAAUAUAUGUGCUUAGUUACCUUCUGUCUCAUCUUAAAAUUGUGUAUAAAUUUACAAAAUUUAUAAAAAGUAAAAUCUGCUCUAUUGGGUGUACAAUCCUGAGUUUUGACAAGUGCUUAGAGUCCUGCAACCACCAUUACUAUAGUCACCUCCCACCCCUGGCAACGACUGAUCUAAUCUUCAUCCCUAUUGUCUGUCUUCUUUCACUGAACACAAUGCAUUUGAAAUUCAUCCAUGUUGUGUGUCUCAAUACUUUGUUUCUUUUUAUUGUUAAGUAAUUUUCCAGCACAUGAAUGAGCCACUUUUUUUUCCCCAUUGGAGGACAUGUGGAUUGUUUUUAGUUUGGGGCUAUUAUGAAAAAAAAAACAACUGCUCUGAAUAUUUGUGUACAAAUGAUCCCUGCUCUUGGAGCGGGGUAGCUGGGUCACAUUGUAUAUGUGUAUUUAACAUUAGAAGCAAUGCCCAAACUGUUAUCAAAGUGUCUGUGUUAUUUUGAAUUCCAAUCAGUGAUGUAUGAGAGUUCUAGCUCCUUCACACACUCACUGGCACUUUCCCCCCGAUCAUUCUUAUGAGUGUUACAUCUAUCACUUUGAUUGUAGUUUGUUUCCUAAUGAUUAAUGAAUGUUGAACAUUAUUCCUGUGUCCAUUUGCCAUCCGUAUGUCUUCUUUGGUGAAAUGCCUGUUCCAAUCUUUGCCCAUUAAUUUUGCUUGCAUUGUUUUCCUUCUUCUCAUUGGAUUUGGAAAGUUCUUUAUAUUUUUUACAUAUGA